Messenger RNA from Rosa chinensis, 3013 nucleotides. Its product is annotated as disease resistance protein RPV1. Gene Ontology annotation, biological process: signal transduction. The record is from RefSeq and is a predicted model, not a curated record. The transcript is spliced from 2 exons. Gene Ontology annotation, molecular function: protein binding; ADP binding. Bases 155 to 3013 code for a protein of 952 amino acids. NCBI's taxonomy places the organism in Eukaryota, Viridiplantae, Streptophyta, Magnoliopsida, Rosales, Rosaceae.
UCUUCAAAAGUCUCCACUCCACCAUCUACUUUCAAAUUGUGGUCUUCUGCAAUCUCGUUUCAGUGAUCUGUUCCUAAAAUCUCCUUCAAAACAGUUUGCUUAAUUUGCUUCUUUUGGUUGCGUCCACCUUGUUGUCUUCUUCCGGUGGCUCUAAAUGGCUUUGAGCAGUCCAAGAUCCUCUGCAUCUAUUCCUUCAUCACCUGCUGAUCCUCAGUUCAAGCAUGAUGUGUUUCUCAGUUUCAGGGGAGAGGAUACUCGGAAGGGGAUUACAUCCCAAUUAUAUGAGGAACUGCAACACAGGAGAGGAAUAAAAACAUUCAAGGAUGAUAAAGAGCUCGAAGUAGGGGUGGCUAUUUCUCCUAGUCUCCUAAUGGCAAUAGAAGAAUCCAGGUUUGCUAUCGUUAUUCUGUCGCCAAACUAUGCUUCUUCUCCUUGGUGUCUGGAUGAACUUACAAGGAUUUGUCAAUGCAUGGAAGGCAAGGACACAAUUCUGCCACUAUUUUAUCAUGUGGAUCCAUCUGAUGUACGACACCAAAAGAACAGUUUUGAAGUGGCUUUCACUAAGCAUGAAGAAAAUUUUAGGCAACCGAAGGACAAGGUGAAGCAGUGGAGAGUUGCUUUACAGAAAGUGGCCAAUGUAUCCGGGUGGGAUUUAAAGAAUUACGGGUCUGAUGGAGAACUUGUCAAAGAUAUUGUGGAAUUUGUGUGCAGUAAAGUACAAUCAAUAGAAUUUGAGUCUACACUGUACACAGCAGGUUUUGAACCAUUUGAAUCAACAAUACAAGCCAUGGAAGAGGUCACGAAGGCACUGAAAAAUGAUGACAUCACUACCAUUGGGGUUGAGGGCAUGGGAGGGGUUGGCAAGACAAGCAUGGUGAAAUAUGUUGCUGCACAAGCUCUAAAAAAUGGGCAUUUUAAUCAUGUGAUUUUGGCUGUCAUAUCCCAAAGUCCCGACUUGUUAAGAAUUCAAGGCAUAUUCGCAGACCUUCUGCACUUGAGAUUGCAUGAGGAGACAUUGAUUGGAAGAGCUGUUAAAUUGAGAGCUAGGAUGAUGAGAGCAAACAAGAUCCUCAUAAUCUUAGAUGACAUGUGGGACGAAAUUGAUUUGUCAAGCAUAGGAGUUCCAAACUACAGCGAGCUUCAAAGAUGCCAUUCCAAAGUCAUGCUGACCACAAGAAGAAGAAAUGUAUGUCACGUCAUGAGAAUGCAAGCACAAAUUACUCUAGAUAUCCUUUCCGAAGAAGAUUCUUGGACUUUGUUUGUAAAAAAUGCAGCAUCUUCUUUUCAGAAAUCAAAUGCAGCAUCAUCUUUUCAGGAAUCAACCAUUUUCUAUGAUAUAGCGAGAAAGGUAGCUAGGGAAUGUGCUGGUCUACCAAUUGCAUUGAUAGCAGUUUCAAAAGCCCUUGGAGAUAAAGACAUAGAAGAAUGGAAAGAAGCAGCUCAACGCCUAGAGAGGUCCCAAACAGCCAAUCUCGAUGACAAGGGAGAUGUAUUCAAAUGCAUAAAGUUCAGCUAUGAUUACUUGAGAUCUAAUGAUGCCAAGUCAUGUUUCUUGCUUUGCUGCCUAUUCCCAGAAGAUGAAGAUAUCCAAAUAACAGACUUGAUGAAAUAUGGGCUCGGGAAAGGAUUGUUUACAGAUGCCAACACACUAGAAGAAGCUCGAGGUAUAGCACAUUCAGUGGUCAAGUACCUUAAAGCUUCUUGCUUACUUUUGGAUAGUACUGAGGAUGGGUGCGUAAGGAUGCAUGAUGUCAUCCGGGAUACAGCCAUGUCAAUUGCAUUGUCUGAAGAUGGCCAUGGUUUUUUGGUAAAAGCUGGCUGUAAACUAAAGAAUUGGCCAAGGGGUAUGCAUGAAGGCUACUCUGCAAUCUCACUAAUGGGAAACAAGAUUCGCAAGCUUCCCGAGAAUUUGGUAUGUUCAAAACUCCAGAUUUUAUUACUACAGACUAAUUAUGAUAUACAAGAGAUUCCAGAAAGCUUUUUCCAAAGUCCUAGUUCAUUGAUGGUCUUGGAUUUUAGCAAAACUAGUAUUUCAUUACUACCCCAAUCAUUGAGUCUCCUAACCAACCUCCAAGCUUUGUAUUUGGAUUCUUGCAAGAAAAUAAUUGACAUAUCAAUACUUGGAAACCUGAAGAAGCUUGAGAUUCUUAGUAUGAGAAAAUUUCCUCUUAUGGAAUUGCCAGAAGAAAUAGGGAAUUUGGCUAAUCUUAGGAUGUUGGACGUCACUGGUGGAUGUGUUGAUACGAUUCCAUCUGAGGUGUUAUCAAAGUUGUAUAGAUUAGAAGAACUAUACAUGCAAUGUGAUUUUGGGCAUUGGUGGAGUGAAGUUGAGGGACCAGAAGAAAAUAAUAUUUGCUUUGUUCAGUUAACCAGCUUGGAAUAUUUAAUUAUCUUGAAGGUUAACAUAUCUUCUGCAGAUUUCUUGCCUAAAGACAUUGAACUUUAUCCAAAUUGGGUAAACUUUAAUAUAGGUAUCUGCAGAAAAUCAUUGGCCAUACAAUACCAUUGGGUUAAUUUGUUUUUAGAUGAUGAUUCAAGAACCUUGACUCUUGACACAACAAUCACUACGUUACCAGAUUGGUUUAUCAAGGUCGUAACAGCGAAAACAGAGAAACUACAGUACGUAGAGUGCAGGGGCUUAUGUAACAUUCUUGUGGAACAUGAGCAUGGCAAAUUAGAUUGUCUGAAGUAUCUCACUCUAUUUGGGCCCCAUAGGAGGUUGAAAAAGUUGAUGAAUACAACAACAUUAGUUCUUCCAAAUAAAUCAGUGUUCAAGAAUUUGGAAGUCUUGGAUAUUCAAGUGGACUACCUGAAGGAAUUAUGUGUUGGUGAAUUACCAACGGGGUCUCUACUCAAUCUUAAGGUACUGAAAGUGGAGAAAUGUUAUAGUAUGGUGAAUGCAGUUGUCUCAUCAAAUUUGUUGAAGAGACUACAAAAUCUGGAAACACUAAACUGCGGUUUCAUGAUUCAACUGGCAUAUGAUUUUAAAGAAACAUUUAUAGCUCAUGAGUAG